AUGAGUCCAGAAUCCAUUGAUCUACCUUUACCACCACCCAUCCAAGAAUUUCACGUACCCCCGAAAUCUGCAAAACGACGACUUCGAAACCCUCCCUCAGCUGAGCCUGCGCCGCUCACACGGCCUUCCUCAAAGGAUAAAGAACCCGAAAAGUUGCAAGCAUAUCCAGGAAAUAAUGACAAUGGUCCCCUUUCUGAGGAUACGAAAUUGGAACUUCGACGGCCGUUCAGGACCAGCAGUUUAUUUGCUGGCUUUGAACAUAUUAGUGAUGACGAAUGGCAAGAGCCACAGGAGGAUCUGUUUAGUGAUGACGAGCUCUUCAAUCGACCCCUCGCAUCUUAUACACUGAGAGCUGGCAAGCUCGUUACAAAGCCGGCGCCCUCAAUACUGGACGACAACCCUCUCGCGGAGCGUGAGGAACACCCAGAAGAAGUGGAUGAAUCACAUUCGCCGAAAUCAAUAGUUGAAACAAAAGCUCCCAACGGCCCUCAGCCCCGUGUUGUUCCCGGUGGGAAAUUGCCAUCUGCUAAACGACCGCCCAGACCUUUGAAAUUAGGUAAUGUCGCGAAGCAACCUGAUAUUCGCCGCACUGCCAUGAUUUCCAGCUCUACUGCCGCACACCAGGCGUAUAGGCCUCGCAGUCCCAGUGCACCUAGCAUCGGCAGCAGCGCUGCCUCGACUAGCACCGCAGCCAAACCUCCUUUCCCCGUUCCGGUGAGAUUGAGCUCGCGCAAAAUCCCAGUCAGCGCGAGCGAGGGCGCUCAGAGUCCGACGCCGUACAGCAACGGAAAUUUCCCGGAGCGGGGCUUUCUAUUAAGAGAACCUCCACUUCGCAAAGCUCGCUCGGCCGCUGUGGUGGCUGGGAUGCAUCGUCCCGAUCGGCAGCAAAGCCAUUCUCCACCAACAAUGUCGACAUCAUCAACCUGCCCCGAAAGCCCACACCUCCCACCCAUGCCUGUUGAUGAAAUAACAGCCCCCCGGCGAAAGAGAUCUGGUAAACUGCAUUCAAAUCGACAAGUCCCGCCCCCUGCCAGGUCUCACCGGAGAAACGAGUCAGUCAAUACCAACACAAGCGUACAGCAGACUAGUGUCGUUGAUGCGAUCGCACAGACCAUGGUGGGCGAAUGGAUGUGGAAGUAUGUUCGUAGACGAAAGUCAUUUGGUAUGACGGAAAGUAAUAAAGACGGAUGGGAGCUAGGCAAAACCACCGAAGAAGUUUCUGCAAACAUCACUGGGACCGGCGUUAGACAUAAGAGAUGGGUAUGGCUUGCACCAUAUGAGCGCGCAGUUAUGUGGAGCAGUAAACAGCCCACCAGCGGGUCUGCCUUGCUGGGUAAGAGUGGUCGAAAGCUAAUGAUUCAAUCGGUCCUUGAUGUCAAGGAUGACAAUCCGCUGCCCAAGGGCUCCGGCCCUGGUAGCCACUUUAACCGGUCGAUUUUGAUCCUCACCCCACAGCGAGCUCUGAAGUUCACAGCCAUGACAUUGGAACGCCAUUUUGUCUGGUUAACCGCGCUGUCGUUCUUAAGCCACUCUUCGAUGGGCGCUAACGAUCUUGCUUCCCUACCCCCCGUUCCGCACGAAGAGUAUCGCCCACCCCCAGGUAGUAUGCUAAGGCGCAACCCAAUCCGCGACUCAAUUCGCAUCGCGAAGGGAAAGGCUAAACCAACACCGUCCAGCUCCAACCGCUCAUUUGUAUCGCAUCCAUCUGCCGUCCCUGAGCUACCUUUCGAUGAAGCCAAUGGAACCGAAGCCAUCAACGACAUCGCUGAUCCCCCAAAUGUCCCAAGAUUCUCCUCCCAUUCACGCAAGAGAAGUAACACCGCACCACGCAUACCGCCAAGUGCAUUCAGAAGUUUCUCCAACCACACCACCGCGCCGUCCACACACAGCACCACAACUGCAGGGUCGUCCGAUAUCUACUCUCCCUCAAUCAUGGGGCCAUCAGGUGUACAGAGCGGCCAAAGCAGCUUUAGCCACCGUACGUCCGAAGCCAGUGGCCCAUCUAGUGUUGGCAUGAGCAAUUUCUUCGAGGCAGUUGGUACGGUGCGGAUGGAGGCGUUUGUGGACCGGAGUGAAUAUCCCCGUCAACGGAUUGGUGGGCGUAGUCAUAGAUCGAGACACGGCGGUGUUGGAGGUAGUCGAAAAGGACGGAAUGCGCAUUACUGGCCCCCGAAUAGCCCUGACACUGAGUUUUAUGGGUCUGAGGAUGGGGAUGUUCUGUUUCGAAAUGAGGAUCCCUUUCGAGGGUUCUAG
Histoplasma mississippiense is the source of this 2253-nucleotide messenger RNA. RefSeq lists its product with no specific name. Gene Ontology annotation, cellular component: mitochondrion; cell cortex. Gene Ontology annotation, molecular function: tubulin binding; phospholipid binding. Gene Ontology annotation, biological process: maintenance of protein location in cell cortex; establishment of mitochondrion localization; microtubule cytoskeleton organization. NCBI's taxonomy places the organism in Eukaryota, Fungi, Ascomycota, Eurotiomycetes, Onygenales, Ajellomycetaceae. The transcript has 2 exons. The coding region runs from base 1 to 2253 and encodes 750 amino acids. The record is from RefSeq and is a predicted model, not a curated record.